AGCGGGGUGUCGAUUCCACCGAUCGGAAGUGGAGUGUCAUUUCUACCCAUAAGAAGCAAGGUGUUGAUUCCACCGAUCGGAAGCGGAGUGUCAUCUCUACCAAUCGGAAGCAAGGUGUCGAUUCCACCGAUCGGAAGCGGAGUGUCAUUUCAGUCAAUCAUAAGAAGAGCUUUGUUUCCACCAAUUGUCAUUCCCACAGAGAAGAAGUGGAGCGUCGUUUCCACAAAUCAUUGACCCUGCCAAUCAGAAUCGGAUCUGGAAUCACGGGUCUUCCUUUGGACGGCUGCCACCGACCAGAAGCGGAUCUGGAAUCCCGAGCGGACGGUCGACAGCCCGGACGCGAGGUGGAGGCCAGGGGGCGAUGCAGUCAGACGACCUCUUCAUCCGCAAGAUCCGACGCCACACGAACCGCCCGCCGCUUCCGUCCCUCUCCUUCGACACUUUCCGGACCAACAAGUCCUCCCCGGUGGGCGAGGGCCCCAUCGCGGGGCAUUACGGACCCCCUCCGCUGAGGUCCCCGAGGCGCAGCUACCUCAUGCAUCGCAGCAACAGCGACGUGACACUGAGCGAGGGGGAGCUCGCCGUUUCCGCUCCGGCAGCUCCUAGUUCCCCUGGGGGCGGACCCGGACUCCUUCGCAACAGUAGCCCCAAUUCGUCCGUCAAGGGUUCGGCACCUCCUCGGGCUCGGGCGCACAGCCAUGAAGAACCCCGAGCCGGUAGCCCAACCGCCCGCCGUUUCCGGGACCCUUUGCUCCUCCUCGGACUGUCGACCAGCGAGGUUUGGGAGACCGAAACGGACGGCGUGAUGCCCGGGGAUGGGGCCGGCGUCCACCCCGUAUCCGAGGUGGCCGCCCCUGUAUGGGGCCGCCAUUUGGCCCACUACGAUGUCCAGAGCAUCCUGUUCGAGCCGGGUGGAGUGGCCCGAGACGCCGAAAAGCAGGGUAACAUCAGCACAGGAGCCUCGGCGGCUUCUCAGUCUCGCCUGGCGGACGCCGCUCACGUCUCCGAGGACGAGGCGGGCGAGGAGAAAGACGGGACCCUAGUGCUCAGCUGCCCCUGCUUCCGGGCGGAAUCCGGGGGAGAAUCCGAAUCCGGCAUCGGGCAACACCGAGGGUCCCUAGCGGGGUUCCACUGCCCGAACAUGGCGGUGUCCGUCCUGGAGGAACCGCGCGAAAGCUACGGGCAGAGGACUAGCCGCGCUGGGCACGCCAUCGAAUACGCCGAUCUCGGAGCGUGUUACUAUCGGAAGCAUUUCUACGGCAAAGAGCACCAGAAUUUCUUUGGAGUGGACGAUCAAUUGGGUGCGGUAGCCGUGUCACUGCGGCGCGAGGAGAAAGAAGGCAGCACCGGACCCCAGUACAAUUACCGCCUCAUCGUACGGACAAGUCAGCUCCGGACCCUUCGGGGGUCCAUCCUCGAGGAGGCGAUCCCCCUCGCCGCCCGCCACGCCACCCCCCGCGGCAUCCCCCCGAAGAAGCUCCUGGAACACGUGAUGCCCGAACUGAGCCUCCAGUGUCUCCGCUUGGCGUCCAGCUCCCCGAAGGUACCGGAGACCUUGCUCAAGCUGGACGAACAAGGGCUCAGUUUCCAGCGGAAAGUCGGAGUGUUGUACUGUAUGGCAGGGCAGGGUUCGGAAGAGGACAUGUACAACAACGAAGAAGGCGGUCCGGCCUUCCAGGAGUUCCUGGAUCUCCUUGGCGAACGUGUGCGGCUCCGCGGCUUUGAGAAAUACCGGGCGCAGCUGGACACCAAGACGGAUUCCACGGGGAGCCACUCCCUCUACACCACGUACCAGGACUACGAGAUCAUGUUCCACGUCUCCACUAUGCUGCCCUACACGCCAAACAACCGUCAGCAGCUGCUGAGGAAGCGCCACAUUGGGAACGACAUCGUGACCAUCGUCUUCCAGGAGCCCGGGGCCCUUCCCUUCACGCCACGCACCAUCCGCUCCCACUUCCAGCACGUCUUUAUUGUGGUGAGGGCUCACAAAUCCUGCAACGGCAAUACCACCUACAGCAUGGCGGUCAGCUGCACAAAGGACAUCCCACCUUUCGGCCCCUUCAUCUCGGCGGAGAACACCUUUGCCCAGAGCCCCGCUUUCCGCGACCUCCUCCUGGCCAAGGUGAUCAACGCGGAGAACGCGGCCGAGCGCUCGGGGAAGUUCCACGCCAUGGCCACGCGCACGCGGCAGGAGUACCUGCGGGACCUGGCCCUGCACCACGCCACCACCAGCACCUUGGAGGCCUCCUCCUCCCGCCUGGCCCUCAUCGCCUUGGCCGCCAAGAAGCGCGAGAAGUCCAAGGCGCCCAAGGGGGCCGAAGCCCACAGCGCCGGAGCCCUGGUCUGGGGCGUCUGGGCCCGGGACGGCAGCCGAGGGGGGGCCGAGGGCAAGACCCCCGAGCUGCGCUGCCUCCUGGGCAUCUCCGCCGAGUUCCUGGUCCUCAUCGACGCUCGCGAGAAGAGGGUGGUCUUCAACUGCUCUUGCCGGGACAUCCUCGCCUGGACCUUCUCGGAAAGCUGCACUUUGGAUCUCUACUACGAGACGGGGGACUAUAUCUGCAUGCGGGUGGACGAAGGGCAGGCCAAUGACAUCCGGGACAUCGUCCAUCGGCUGCAGUUGGUGACCCGGGGCUGCGAGACGCGGGAGCUGACCCUCUUGAGGAACGGCGUCGGUCAGCUGGGCUUCCAGAUGGACCACGAGGGCUUCGUGACCGAGGUCGAGCGCUUCACAUUUGCCGAAAAGGCUGGGCUCCAACCCGGGGCCCGCCUGGUGAGGGUCUGCGAGAGACCCCUGCCCAGCCUCAGCCACUCUCAGACCACGGAGCUCCUUCGCACGGCCAAGAAGGUCACCAUCACGGUCGUGCCUCCAGAUGAGAACGGGAAACCCAGGAGAAGCUUCUCGGAGCUCUACCAAAAGUCCUUGCAAGAGAAAAGGAGGAGCGAGCCUCCGGCCGGAGACGCCGAGCUGACCAAGCCGGGCAGCGAAGCCGGGUUCAAGCCGGCCACCCUCCAGCUCCUCCAUUCGCUCUCCCUGCAAGACGGGCCUCCGCACAGCCUGGCGGAAGAGAGGACCGAAUUCCUUCGAACGCCCGGACCCCCCGACCCGAUGCCGUCUCAGGAUGUUCCCGUCGUCCCCAAUCCUCCUCCAGAUCUGAUCUUAGCCGCCACGUCCAAGGUUCCUCCGGACCAUGAUGCCGACCCGGUCAUCGACAAGAAAGGUUCGGUCACGGGUCAAGAGGUCAAAGGUCCCUUGACCCUUGGGGAGAAGCCCCCCCUCGCUUUGGAGACCAGCGAAAGCGAUAAAUUCCUGCCGCGGACCCUUUCCCUGCGCAACUCCAUCACCAAAAUCCUUUCCGAAGCCGGGGAAUCGCCGGAAGACGAGUGGGAAUCCAUCGCCAACUUGGCCUCCGCUUGCAACAGCAUCCUCGAAGCUCUUUCGAGGGAAGGGCAGCAUAUACCGGAGAACCGGGAAUCCUUAUGCGCUGCGGUCCAGAGAAGCACAACUCAACAGCAACCCAACGAGGACUCCCAAGAUGCUCUCAGCUUAGCAGAAAAGGUCUUGCAUUUGGAGUCGACGCUCAAGAAACUGCAGGAAGAUCUUCAGAGGGAGAAAGCCGAGAAGGCAGCGUUGCAGGCGGAAGUGCAGAGCUUGCAGGAAAACACCCAGCGCCUGAAAGAGGCCUCCGAAACAGCCGCGGCACAGCUCAGCCAGGUCACCCAAAUGCUGGGCGGCCCGCCGACGCCGCCCCACUGCCCUUGAGGUCUCUUCCUCUUCCGUGUCUUUCCGUGGCCAUGGGAAUCGGCGACGCGGAUAGCAACAGAAACUUUGGACUGUUAAUGGGCUUCCAUUCCUGUCCCGUCCCAAAACUUGCCGGCCGUUGGUGUUUUUGGGGAGCACCUUAUUUUGAGACACCGUUGGGGGAAAGGAAACUGAUAUUUGGGUCCAAAAAAAGGGUGGUCUUCCCAGGUUAAGGUGGGGUUUUCCAAUAGAGAAGACGGCAUUCAGUUCCCAAAUGGGACAUUUUUUCUGUGUCCAAGUGGGAUCUUCCUUUGUUCCCAAAUGGGACCUUUUCUGUGCCCAAGUGGAACAUUACACCGUGUCCAAAUGGGACCUUUUCUGUGUCCAAAUGGGACCUUUUCUGUGUCCAAAUGGGACUUUCCUUUGUGCCCAAAUGGGACCCUUUCUGUGUCCAAAUGGGACGUUCCUUUGUACCCAAAUGGGACUUUCCACCAUGUCAAAAUGGGACCUUUUCUGUGUCCAAAUGGAACCUCCUUCUGUGCCCAAAUAGGACAUUCCACUGUGUCCAAAUAGGACUUUUUCUGUGCCCAAAGGGGACCUUCCUUUGUGCCCAAAUUGGAACCUGCUUCUGUGCCCAAAUGGGACCUUCUUCUGUGCCCAAAUAGAACAUUCUACCAUGUUCAAAUUGGACCUUUUUGUGUCCAAAUGGGACCCUUUCUGUGUCCAAAUGAGACCUUCUACCGUGUCAAAAUGGGUCCUUUUUGUGCCCAAAUAGGACAUUCCACUGUGUCCAAAUAGGACCUUUUCUGUGCCCAAAUGGGACCUUCCUUUGUGCCCAAAUGGAACCUUCUUCUGUGCUCAAAUAGGACAUUCCACCAUGUUAAAAUGGGGCCUUUUUGUGUCCGAAUGGAACCUGCUCCUGUGCCCAAAUAGAACAUUCCACCAUGUCCAAAUGGGAUCUUUUCCGUGCCCAAAUAGGACAUUCCACCAUGUCCAAAUGAAGCCUUUUCGGUGCCCAAAUAGGACAUUCCAUCAUGUCCAAAUGGGACCUUUUUCUGUGCCCAAAUGGGAACUUUCUUUGUACCCAAAUGGGACCUUCUUCUGUGCCCAAAUAGGACAUUCCACCAUGUUGAUGGGAAUGUCCUUCCCCUGUUAAAUUAUUAUUCUUAUGUUUUUUCUCUCUUAAAUGGGCCUUUAUUGUGUCCAAAGGGGACCUUAUUCUGUGCCCAAAUAGGACAUUCCACCAUGUCCAAAUGAAGCCUUUUCUGUGCCCAAAUAGGACAUUUCACCAUGUCCAAAUGGGAUCCUUUUUGUGUCCAAAUGGGAUCUUUUCUGUGCCCAAAUAGAACAUUUUGCCAUGUCCAAAUGGGAUAUUUUCCGUGCCCAAAUAGGACAUUUCCACCAUGUCCAAAGGAAACCUUUUCUGUGCACAAAUAGGACAUUCCACCGUGUCAAAUGGGACAUUGUUGUGUCCAAAUGGGAUCUUUUUUGUGCCCAAAUAAGACAUUCCACCAUGUCCAAAGGAAACCUUUUCUGUGCACAAAUAGGACAUUCCACCGUGUCAAAUGGGACAUUGUUGUGUCCAAAUGGGAUCUUUUUUGUGCCCAAAUAAGACAUUCCACCAUGUCCAAAGGAAGCCUUUUCUGUGCCCAAAUAGGACAUUCCACCAUGUCCAAAUGGGACCCUUUUUGUGUCCAAAUGGGAGCUUUUCCGUGCCCAAAUAGGACAUUCCACCAUGUUCAAAUGGGACCUUUUUUGUAUCCAAAUGGGACCUUUUCUGUGCCCAAAUGGGACCUUCCUUUGUGCCCAAAUGGAACCAUCUUCUGUGCCCAAUUGGGACCUUCUUAUGUGCCCAAAUAGGACUUUCCACCAUGUCCAAAUGGGACCAUAUUCUGUUCCCAAAUGUGACCUUCUUCUGUGCCCAAAUGGGAACUCCCACUGUGUCCAAAUGGGACCUUCUUCUGUGCCCAAAUGGAACCGUCUUCUGUACCUAAUUGGGACCUUUUUAUGUGCCCAAAUAUGACAUUCCACCAUGUCCAAAUGGGACCUUCUUCUGUGCCCAAGUGGGAACUCCCACUGUGUCCAAAUGGGACCUUCUUCUGUGCCCAAAUGGAACUGUCCUCUGUGCCCAAUUGGGACCUUCCUCUGUGCCCAAAUAGGACAUUCCACCACGUCCAAAUGGGACCUUCUUCUAUGCCCAAAUGGGACCUCCUUCUGUGCCCAAAUGGGACUUCCUUUCCACUCCCCUUAUGGGACAACCGCCCCAUUUCCCCGGUUGCGUUUGCGCGCCACUUUUGAAGCCGUAGGCCCCUCUUAGCUGUCGAUAGGGUUGGGGUGGGUUGGAUACGUGGGGUUGUUGUUGUGUUGUUGUUUCUACUGGAUUUAAGACAUUUGAAGCCCCUCCACAAAGGUCGGAAACGGGGAGGAAAACACAAUUCUUCAGGCAAUAACUGCAGACCACCCUCGAAGUGAGAGAGAGGGUCAAGAGAAGGUUGAACACACCUUGGCCGCUCCUCCCCUCCUGUGUCUCCUUCCUUCCCUUCUCCCCAAAUUAUGGCACUGAUUUGGGUUUUGCCCAGACCCAGAUACCUAAGUAACUGUGAAUCGUUUUGGAAAAACUGUGACCUCGUUUCUCCAUCUUCUGCGGGACGAAGGAGGACGAAUGAUUAUUAUUAUUUUUCCUACUCUUUCUCUCGCCUCUCGCGGUGCUGCCCCAUUCCGUCCGCGUCCUAAAGGACUCCAAAGGUCAUCUAGUCCUAACCUGUUUGGACGCCGAGGAAGGAAGUCCCGCCCUUUUUGAAGGUAGUCCGUCCCACUGUUGAGAAGCCUAUUUUCCCUUCCUCGGAGUCCGGUAGAAAACGGAGUUUGCUCCAUCUUCCCAUAGGUAUCUCAGGAUAUAUGGGGCUUCCUCCUUCCUUUGGUCGUUCCUAAGCACCCUGCACAUAUUUCCCCAUCCCUUCUUUCUGGGACCAAGGUUAAAAGGGGAAGCAAGGGAAGGAGAGUACUGUUAUCCACCUUUGUCUUCCUCCCGUCCAUAUUUGAACUGAAUGUACAGACUUAGCAGUCCCCUUCCUUGUGCAAUAAAGUCUUGGUCUGCAGCCA
This is a messenger RNA of Anolis sagrei ordinatus, 6841 nucleotides long. RefSeq names its product signal-induced proliferation-associated 1 (gene SIPA1). NCBI's taxonomy places the organism in Eukaryota, Metazoa, Chordata, Lepidosauria, Squamata, Anolidae. The record is from RefSeq and is a predicted model, not a curated record. Gene Ontology annotation, cellular component: cytoplasm. Gene Ontology annotation, biological process: regulation of small GTPase mediated signal transduction; activation of GTPase activity. Gene Ontology annotation, molecular function: GTPase activator activity; protein binding.